GGUGCAGCCAGCCAGCGGACCAGCCUCGGAUCCCUCUGAGCGGGCAGCGGCACCAUGGCGUGUGCGGGGCUGCUCGCCGUGUGCCUGCUCCGGCCGCCCACGCCCGAGCCCCCACGGCCCCCCACCCUCGGGCCCGCACCCAUCUCUGGGCCUGCCGGACACGCGCUCUUCCAGGACGUUUUCCGCAGGGCAGACAAGAAUGAUGAUGGUAAGCUGUCAUUUGAGGAGUUCCAGAAUUAUUUUGCGGAUGGGGUUCUGAGCCCCGAGGAGCUGCGGGAACUGUUCAGCGGCAUCGAGGGGCAUCCCGCCGACAACUUAGAAACAGAGAAGCUGUGUGAGUACUUCUCCAAGUACCUGGGAGUCUACCGACCCGUGCUAGCUGCGUUAGAGGCUCUGAACCGUGCGGUGCUCACUGCCAUGGACGCCACCAAGCUGGAAUAUGAGCAGGCCUCCAAAGUGGACCAGUUUGUCACUCGCUUCCUGCUUCGGGAGACGGUGAGCCAGCUACAGGCCCUGCAGAGCUCGCUGGAGGGGGCAUCGGACACCCUGGAGGCCCAGGCCCGGGGCCUGCGGUUGGACGAAGAGAAUGUGGGAGUUCAGAGUAGGCCCUGCGGCGGCCGGCGGACAGGACGGAGGGCCCUGAGGAGCAUCAGUCGGUCCCCUACCUGGUCUCCUGGCUGCUCUGACAUAGGUGUGCCUGUAGCAGGGUGGGGGCCUGGCUUCACAGAGUCCAGGGCAGCACAGAGCACCGAGGCUGAGAGGCAGUGGCGGCUGCAGGUCAACCGCCUCCAGGAGCUCAUAGACCAGCUGGAGUGCAAGGCUCCCCGGCUGGAACCCUUGCACGAAGAGGACCUUGCCAGAGGCCCUGACUCACACAUCCUUGUGGCCCAGAGGCAGGUGCAGGUGGCCGAGGAGGCGCUACAGGACUUCCGCCGGGCCCUGAGCUGCUACGUGGACGUCACGGGGGCCCAGAGCCAGUGUCUGCAUGUGUCUGCCCAGAAGACGGUAGACUACAGCUGCUUCAUCCUGUACGAGUUCUGGCAGGACGAGGCCUCCUGGAGAAGAGCCUUCUGUACCGGUCAACUCAGCAUUGAGACCAAGGACCUUGCCUCCCCCCACACCCGGGGCCAGCCCAGAGCCCGCGGAGGGCCUCUCAGCCCAGGGGUCAAGGGCUGGGCUGCUGGCUUUCUGUUUAUUUAUCAGUGUAUUGUUUGUAGCUUCCAAGGUACCUGGACUUGCGCCUGGCUCAGGAGGCCUGGCUGGGGGCCCCUGCCCUGCCUUGCUGUGGGACCCAGGCAGCCCCCUUCCUGCUCCGGCAGCCUAGUAGAGCCCUAGUUUCUUCUUGCUGUCUCCGAGGCCAGGCUUCUCCUGUUCCCCACCCAUUGAGAGAAUCAGGGCUGAUGCUCAGGGACCCCCUCCCCCCAGCCCCUUGCACCUCGACCCUUGAGGCCGGACCGGAUUUAGCUGCAAUGCGGGGUAAGGACCUGGGUGUCCCCAUCACUCUACCUGGCUGGUUCUAGACUCUUCCAGCACCCAUGGCUGCACCAGAGGCCACUGGAGAAUCCUGGGUUGAUUUGCAUGUCAUUUGCAUACCACUUGCACGCACACACCCCACUCAUUCUCCAAGCGCUGUGGGAAGCCCUAAAUUGAUCCUGAACAGUAGCAAUAAUUUGGGCUUAGCGUUGCCUGCUGCCCCUCAGAGCCCUGGACCCCGAGCCCCAGAGCCCAGCACAGGGGCAAUA
Molecule: messenger RNA, 1742 nt
Organism: Perognathus longimembris pacificus (Pacific pocket mouse)
Lineage: Eukaryota; Metazoa; Chordata; Mammalia; Rodentia; Heteromyidae
Gene: Necab3
Product: N-terminal EF-hand calcium binding protein 3
Exons: 12
Coding region: 55-1335 (426 amino acids)
Biological process (GO): regulation of amyloid precursor protein biosynthetic process
Cellular component (GO): cytoplasm; endoplasmic reticulum; Golgi cis cisterna
Molecular function (GO): calcium ion binding
Source: RefSeq, a predicted model, not a curated record